Molecule: messenger RNA, 1026 nt
Organism: Phyllopteryx taeniolatus (common seadragon)
Lineage: Eukaryota; Metazoa; Chordata; Actinopteri; Syngnathiformes; Syngnathidae
Gene: ubald2
Product: UBA-like domain containing 2
Exons: 3
Coding region: 191-700 (169 amino acids)
Molecular function (GO): protein binding
Source: RefSeq, a predicted model, not a curated record
CGGGGCUGUACCGAUACAUCCAACUCAGAUAUCUAAUCUCCUGUGCUAUCCUAUAGAGAUACGCAACCAGGACACAAUUCAAUAUCCACACUCGAUCUCUGCUCGGGGCUGCCCUCGGCUCAGCCGAGAGUGUCGGCCGGCCGAGGAGCGUCACGCUGCGGACUCGCCGCUCGCCACAUGUCGCUCAAACAUGGACGAGCUUCGGCAUCAAGUGAUGAUCAACCAGUUCGUCUUGACGGCCGGAUGCGCCGCCGAGCAGGCCAAGCAGCUCCUCCAGGCGGCACACUGGCAGUUCGAGACGGCGUUGAGCGCAUUUUUCCUGGAGGCCAACGUUCCAAGCCAGCAGCACACGGCGCGCCCCCGCACAAACACUCCCGCCACGCCGCCCAACUUCCCCGACGCCAUCGCCAUGUUCUCCAAGUUGCGAGCGUCCGAAUACGCCGGCGGCGGCCACGGGGCCGGUCAGGCAUCCGCGGGGCACUCCCCGCCCGGGCCCUCGCAAGCGUCGGGUUUCGGCCCCUUCUGGGCGUCCUCGCCGCCCUGCAGCACCCCCGCCCCUCCUUGCCGAACGGUGCACAGUCGCUCGCCGUGGCCCGCCCCCUCGCGGCCCGGCUCCGCCCGGUCGACCGGCGUCCUGUCGGCGCUCCGAGGUAAUCGGAGCAAAGACGCUUCUUCUUCUUCUUCAUCGAUAGUCUCGUGACGCCGACGUGGGCGACGCUCCACCAGCACGGAGUCAUGUGACCUGCGGGUCAAAAAGGCAACUUUUCGUCAUACUUUCAUUUUAUGGACUUUCUCAAACCUCUCUUAUUUUAUGGACUUCAAAAACGGCGUCUUAAAAAGCGUGGAUGACCGAACGUGAUGUCAUCAUUUUGCAGCGAUGUCAUUGAUGGCGUGAGUCACAUGCCUCCUUCCGUCAUCAGAAUCCUCUCAGGCGCUCGCUCGCAAAGAUUGCCAAAGUUCUUGGGACUCCUGUGACCUCACGCGUGUUUAUUUGUUCCUUCACAAAUAAAGUUGCUUUGUAUUUUG